AUGAAAACUGCGCGAAAUCCAGAUUGCAGCAUCACGGUAUCGACCCAGCAGGCUGGAGAGACCGGCCUUCUGCUCAUCGAGCACCUGAACUUAAACGUGCUGAGUACCCAAGUCGCCUUGGACUUCUACGAGGCGCUUGGAUGCUGCCGGGAUGCCCGUCGGCCUUUGUCGAAAACUCUGCAUAGUAACUGCGGGUCCUUGACACAGUUUCACACACCGUCCCCGGACAACGAAGCCUACAUUGCAGGCGAGGGGGCUCAGACCUGGCGUGGCCACGUGGAGCUGUUAUAUGACAGUCGCGCCUCACUUGAUGCGGCUGCCAUGCGGUUGGCGCAGCUCCGUGAGAAGGCCGAGUUUCGGGGCACCAGCCUGGCGGUCGAAAGCUGGAGCGAAGAGUUGCAGGAGCUGCGUGUUUCCGACGCCUACGGAAACAUCUUUGCCUUGCGUGUAGCAUCCACGGAAGCCGCUGGGGCGAUGAGCGUUGGCGUGCGGCCAGGCACAGAUACCUGCCAGGUGCUUGGCAUUGGCUCUGUGACCUUGAAGGUCCCCCCUGGCACAGCUGAACGAGGAGCUAAAUUCUAUGCCAAGCUCCUGGGCUUCACCGCCACCGCGGAGUCAACGGGAACCUGGGCGCUGCUGGGCGGCCCUCAGUCCAUGCAGCGGCUGCGUCUUGAGGAGCACGAUGGCUGCAGCGGGCAGCAGAUAGGAGAGCACCUGGCAAUCUAUGUGCGUGACUUCGACAGCUGCUUUGAGCGCUUACUUGAGCAAGGCCUCAUUUGGGUCAACCCCCGCUUCGUGCAUCUUGACAAGUCGACCAAUCUCGAGGAGGCCAGGCACUACAACUGCUUCCGCUUCAAAGAUAUCAUCGAUUUGGAAAGUGGCGAGAAGCUCUUCGAGCUUGAGCACGAGGUGCGCUCAACCGGCCACAAGAGUUGCCCAUUGAGAACCUAG
Molecule: messenger RNA, 951 nt
Organism: Symbiodinium pilosum
Lineage: Eukaryota; Dinophyceae; Suessiales; Symbiodiniaceae
Source: the annotation of a GenBank genome assembly